Molecule: messenger RNA, 1134 nt
Organism: Centropristis striata (black sea bass)
Lineage: Eukaryota; Metazoa; Chordata; Actinopteri; Perciformes; Serranidae
Gene: lyrm5a
Product: LYR motif containing 5a
Exons: 3
Coding region: 179-436 (85 amino acids)
Biological process (GO): respiratory electron transport chain
Cellular component (GO): mitochondrion
Source: RefSeq, a predicted model, not a curated record
CGCAUGCGUAGUUAUCUGUUUUUAUUUGCGACACAACGCAACGACAUACGGCUGUGUGUACAGCUGGGCUGCCCAGAGGAAGGACAAAGGAAAGGAGAAGUGUCUUUAUUAUCGUAGCACUUGAAUAAAUUCACCAACAGAAGAACACAUAAGUGUGCGUGUCCACCUCGUUGCUGACAUGGCCAACCCUCUACGGGCUGAAGUUAUCAAACUUUACAAAACUCUGCUGUACCUUGGCCGUGAGUACCCCCAGGGGGCAGCUUACUUCAGGGAGCGCCUGAAGGCAUCUUUCAUGAAGAAUAAGGACGUGACAGACCCUGAAAAGAUCCAGAAGCUGGUGGCCCGUGGCGACUUUGUCAUCAAGGAAUUGGAGGCUCUCUAUUUCCUCAGGAAAUACCGAGCCAUGAAGAAGAGGUAUUACGACCCAGAAGAAUAACCACACACACACACACACACACACACACACACACAACAUAACGUUAAACAGCACUGAGUGAUCCUCCAGGCUGUGAGGCAAGUUCAAUCAAUCUGUCCAUAUUUAAUUCAACAUACCAUGCAAAAGUGUUAUUUUUAUGUACACACCUCUAAAAAUGACAUGAAGUACAGAUUAUUCUGCAGAAAUAUUUAAAAAAAUCCAAGUUACCUUUUAUAUACAUAGAUGAACACGGCUUGCUCACAAAGGAAAUUGAAGAUCAGUCAGUUGGAAGUGCCACAAAGGGGUGAUAAUGAAGCUGUUACACAAUGUGCUUUGUAUUUUUUUAUACCUAAGUUAUACCGUAAUGGCCAGUGUUGUUCUAAACUGUGGAAGCCUACGUUUCAGACUGACUGAUCAGUAUUGUACAAUGUAUUUUCUGUGUAUAUAUUUGUAAAUACAUGGUCAAACUUAUUGAAGAGUGAAUGUACAUGACUAUGUCUCAAUGCACUAUUAGAUAGAAACGUUUUGAAACAGUAAUAACUGGUGUCAUAAUAAAUAUUUAAAAAAUCACAGCAGUGUUUUUCAACAGUUUAACUCCUUUACUAACAUUGUUUUUAUGAGAUCAAGAAGUAUGUACGAGGAAUACUUUUGAGCUGUUUUCAAAGGGAGGUUUGGAGAGAUUAUGCAGAAUAUUUGAAAUUCCAUCAAAAAACAAAUUA